GUCCAAUCACGAAAUCCCGUUUCCGCUGUUCUUUUUCUGUUCUUUCGAUCUCUCGCUUUCUCUCUUUCUUCUUCUCUUCUCUUCUUUUCCCUCACUUUCCUACCCGGCGCUCUCUACAGCAACCCCAUUUUCUUCGAGCCGUAUACAUGUGGUGACCCUAUUUCCUCCCCCUUCGUCCAUUUCUUUUUCGUCAAAGCACCACUUCGCCCCCGAUCAGGCCGGGGUGUUGUGGAAGGGGGUCGCAGCUCCCGAAGCUACAUCAAGCUACGUAAGUUACACACACAACAAGAGCUCGCGACCGACUCGACAAAAACAAGAAAAAUAUCGCCAUCAUGGAUUUGCGCACGAUUAUGAAUAACGAUGCCGCUGGCACCGCCGAAGUCCCAUCCUCUCAGUCGCCGUCGCAAGUGUCGCGUAAGCCUUCCGAUCCGAUCUAUGCUCCCCGCGACCAACGGACACCCUCCUAUCCAUCUGCCUAUCCGAGUCACCCACCGCAGCCUCCGCCCUUACAACGUUCUCAUGUCUCUCCGGAACGCUCUUCCUCCUAUGGUUCUCUACAGUCGCCGUACCAAUAUCAUCCAACCGCCGCGCAGAGUGCAGGCGCACAGUCUCAGCGCGGCCCCAGUCCUCCCCCUUAUGGUUCGCGUGACUCGUUCUCUACCUACGGUCAUCCCCAGCAGGUACAACAGCAGCAGCAGCAGUCGCCCUUCGCACCGCAGUAUUCGCAAUCUAUCCAGUCUGUCCUGACCCCCUCAUCCACCUUCACCUACUCAUUCUAUCCCAGGGAAAACCCGCCAGCGGCUGCUCCACAGUCUUACCCAUCGCAGCAAUUCUCCCCUCCAGCGCAAGGAUCAUUACCAGGUACACCGCGAGCUUCUGUUGCUGCAUCAUACUCUCGCCAGACGCCCCCAUCCGCACGUCCCCAGUCCUCCGGCCAUGAAUCCUUGUCAAAUCGUGCCUCCAGCCCGUGGGUUGGUCCGGAUGCCCAAGUUCACAUGUCCCCAACCGCGAUGACCCGAGUCUCGCGACAGGAUUCGAGAUCGCUCGAACAGACCCCGCGACAGGAUUCCUCGGUGACCGAGAGAAGGGACUCGGACGAGAGUGUGAGCCCGAAAACCGCCUUUCCUCCCGGUUCUCGGCAAGGAAGCACGGCCGGAUAUCCCGACCUGCCGUCCCCUGUUCAAGCGAGGCCUACUGAAAAUGGUGUCUCGUUGAAAGAGAGCCCGCCUAAUACCCACAAUUCUCAUCCGGUUUCGGUAGCGUCAAAUUUCACCAGCUCACCGCCCGCUCGAGCGUCGCUGACAAACGAUACACCGACCGUGGAUCAAACCCGUUCGUUGUCAACAAAGAUGGACUUGACUCCCGAUUCAAGGGUCAAUUCAAGUCCACAAGUACCCAGAGCGAAAAGGAGGCGUUAUGAAGAACCACCGAUUUAUGCUCGAAGAUCGGUGCGCACCAAAGGGAGGAUUCCGAUGAUCCCGACCCGUUGUUCACCGAUCCCGAAGCAUGCAAGAAAUUCAGAACAGAACCCGUUCGUGAUGCGCCAAAGAGCCCUCACAACAACUCAGGCUCCCGCUGCAGAACCCCCAGCCAAAAUCAAAAGUGAGACUCCGCCAGCCAAUGGUCCGCCGGCCCCCCGGCGCCCUCCAGAGCCGGCUCCAGCAGGAAGUUUAGGCCCGUGGGAACCCUCGAUUUCUGGAUUCAUCCCGCAUGAGGAAGUCACAAAAACGGUCUGCGAUUUCCUAUUCCAGCACGUGGUUCUGAGAAACGACGCAACUGCGGCUCCAGCGGGCACCUCAGCAGCCGGCCAGGGAGCAAUAAUCGAGGUGGAGGCCAAGCUUGGACAGCUGGUCGAUAUGGACAGGAGUGAGAGGCUUAACUUACCCAUAUUGACCGAAAGUAUUGUGAAUAAGGAAAGCCCCCGUUUUCGGACUGCAUUCGAGAGCACGAUGACAAUUGCACAACAUCGGGCAAUGAAUAAUUUUCUGAACGAAGCCGUAAAGGCGUCCAUGCCACAAGCUAAUCCAGGGCGCAUUCCGUUGUCUUACGCGCACAAAAAGGAGCGAGAUACCUUUUACGAAAUAUCGCCAUCUGAGCUUCCACCUGUCAUCAGACACAAUCUGAAUCCUCGCCACAAACCCAAGGUCCGAGUGACUGUUGAUCAACGCACGGGUGAAGUCCUUGCGAAGAUUGUGAAAUGCCGAAUUGCCGACCUUGACGUUUACAGCCCUCGCACAUGUGUUGAUUGGCGGAUUAGCGUUAACCUAGAAAUGAGCUACGAAGGUGACGUUAGCCACCUUCCUGUGGUCGAUACCGGUCGAGGACGCGGCAGAGAGCGAAACAAGGACCGUAUGAGCUACCGACACCUGGCUUACCAGAUCGACUUAACGCAAGUGGCCAAAUCAGAACCCUCGGCCAAAGGUGAAUUUGAGCAUGAACUCGAAGUUGAAAUCUCUGCUGCUGAGAUCCGCCGCCAGGGUCAGCUCGCAAUGGCUGGAGACCCUAACCACCAGUACGAAGAGCUUAUCAAGGGAUUUGUGGAUAAUAUCCGCGUUCUAGCGCGCGCAGUACCCCCAUGAACUGAAUUGCUGCCCCUUUCGGGAGCUAGCAAUUCUAAUUUAUAUUCACCAUUUUACCGUGGAAUGAUUUCUUCCACACGUGUUAUAGAACGGACGAUGGCCCUGAAGCAGAUCCCCAGAAGAAUAAAUGGAUCUACGAGAGCUAUAUAUCAAAAGUCAAGCUGCUAAGUUGCAUUUCUCUGCCCGAUUGAUAUACUUACCCAUAUGUUUCAAUAACUGUCAACUGUCAACUACAUAUCCUUUGCGUGGAAAGAGAUGAUGAAUGAUGCCUCACGCCCCUUCUUGCUUCCCCCUCCCUCUUUUCCGCCCCCUCCUGGUCUAUCCACCUGUUCGAAGUUCAGAGGAAUUUCUCAUGGUUAGAGAUGUGUUUUUGUCUUCUCUUCCUCAUUCACCUACCCUUCUUGUCACAUUAUUUUACGACUUGUAUAAUUUUAUAUGAACACAGUUACCCUUGUAUCAAAUAGUGAAAGUGUUAACAUGUUCACAGCUACUUUUAAGA
This is a messenger RNA of Aspergillus alliaceus, 3078 nucleotides long. RefSeq names its product putative mRNA capping nucleoside-triphosphatase (gene triA). Gene Ontology annotation, biological process: polynucleotide 5' dephosphorylation; 7-methylguanosine mRNA capping. Gene Ontology annotation, cellular component: mRNA capping enzyme complex. NCBI's taxonomy places the organism in Eukaryota, Fungi, Ascomycota, Eurotiomycetes, Eurotiales, Aspergillaceae. The transcript has 3 exons. The record is from RefSeq and is a predicted model, not a curated record. Gene Ontology annotation, molecular function: polynucleotide 5'-phosphatase activity. Bases 333 to 2579 code for a protein of 748 amino acids.